GCUACAACUGCAGGACCAACAACGCCAACUGCUGAACCAACAACGCCAACUGCUGUAAAAACAACACCAACUGUAGGACCAAUGACUGCAGUGCCAAAAACAGCGACUACAGGACUGACAACGAGAACUGCUGAACCAACAACAAUUGCUGGACCAAGAGCUUCAACUACAGGCCCAAUAUCGACAACUGCUUUACCAACAACAACUGCAGGACCAACAACGCCAAAUGCUGAAAAAACAACACCAAUUGUAGAACCAACGACUGCAGUGCCAAAAACAACGACUGCAGGACUGACAACGAGAACUGCUGAACCAUCAACAAUUGCUGGACCAAGAGCUUCAACUGCAGGCCCAAUAUCGACAACUGCUUUACCAACAACAACUGCAAGACAGACAGCAACAACAUUAACUACUACCACGGGAUCCACAACAACACCAACUUUAGGAGCAAUAACGACAACUGCUUUACCAAAACCAACUGAUGGACCAGCAACAACAACAACAUUAAAUACUAUCGCGGGUUCAACAACAACAACUGUAGGACCAACAACAACCAAUGCAGAACCCACAACGCCAAAUCCUGAAACGACCACAAUUCAUGGAUCUGGAGCUACAACUGCAGGAACCACAACAGCACCUGCAGGAUCAUCGACAACUGCAGUGUCAACAACGACAACUGUAGAUCCCCCUACAGAAAAUAAAGGGACUAUUGAUUUGAGAUUCAGCAUGAGUCGUACGUUUAUAAAAGACUACUUAGAUUCAAGCUCAGCAGCCUAUCAGGUGCUGGCUGCUAAUGUAACAACAGAGGUUAACAAUGGCUUCAAACAUAGUUUUCCUGGAACAUAUUCCGGGAGUACAAUCAACUCUUUUGCUGCGGGAUCAGUCUUUGUGGACAUGACGCUAAUCUUCAACAAAGAAUCUGCUGUUCCUACUGAAAGCCUUGUAGUGCAGGUAUUGAAGGACGCAGUAGAUGAUCUAAUGACCUUCCUCGAUGUGGACAGUACAACUAUUGCUGCAGGACCAACUACAACAACUUCAGGACAACCAACCACUGCAGGACCACUAACAACAACUGCAGGACCAUUAACUAUUAUCACGGGACCCACAACAACAACUGCAGGAUCAACAACGCCAACUGCUGAACCAACAACAACUGCUGGUCAAAUAGCUACAACUGCAGGACAGAUAAUAACUGCAGGACCAACAACGCCAACUGCUGAACCUACAACGCCAACUGCUGUAAAAACAACACCAACUGUAGGACCAAUGACUGCAGUGCCAAAAACAGCGACUACAGGACUGACAACGAGAACUGCUGAACCAACAACAAUUGCUGGACCAAGAGCUUCAACUACAGGCCCAAUAUCGACAACUGCUUUACCAACAACAACUGCAGGACCAACAACGCCAAAUGCUGAAAAAACAACACCAACUGUAGAACCAACGACUGCAGUGCCAAAAACAACGACUGCAGGACUGACAACGAGAACUGCUGAACCAUCAACAAUUGCUGGACCAAGAGCUUCAACUGCAGGCCCAAUAUCGACAACUGCUUUACCAACAACAACUGCAAGACCAACAGCAACAACAUUAACUACUACCACGGGAUCCACAACAACACCAACUUUAGGAGCAAUAACGACAACUGCUUUACCAAAACCAACUGAUGGACCAGCAACAACAACAACAUUAAAUACUACCGCGGGUUCAACAACAACAACUGUAGGACCAACAACAACCAAUGCAGAACCCACAACGCCAAAUCCUGAAACGACCACAAUUCAUGGAUCUGGAGCUACAACUGCAGGAACCACAACAGCACCUGCAGGAUCAUCGACAACUGCAGUGUCAACAACGACAACUGUAGAUCCCCCUACAGAAAAUAAAGGGACUAUUGAUUUGAGAUUCAGCAUGAGUCGUACGUUUAUAAAAGACUACUUAGAUUCAAGCUCAGCAGCCUAUCAGGUGCUGGCUGCUAAUGUAACAACGGAGGUUAACAAUGGCUUCAAACAUAGUUUUCCUAGAACAUAUUCCGGGAGUACAAUCAACUCUUUUGCUGCGGGAUCAGUCUUUGUGGACAUGACGCUGAUCUUCAACAAAGAAUCAGCUGUUCCUACUGAAAGCCGUGUAGUGCAGGUAUUGAAGGACGCAGUAGAUGAUCUAAUGACCUUCCUCGAUGUGGACACUACAACUAUUGCUGCAGGACCACUAACGACAACUGCAGGACCAUUAACUAUUAUCACGGGACCCACAACAACAACUGCAGGAUCAACAGCGCCAACUGCUGAACCAACAACAACUGCGGGUCAAAGAGCUACAACUGCAGGACAGAUAAUAACUGCAGGAACAACAACACCAACUGCUGAACCAACAACGCCAACUGCUGUAAAAACAACACCAACUGUAGGACCAACGACUGCAGUGCCAAAAACAACGACUGCAGGACUGACAACGAGAACUGCUGAACCAUCAACAAUUGCUGGACCAAGAGCUUCAACUGCAGGCUCAAUAUCGACAACUGCUUUACCAACAACAACUGCAGGACCAACAACGCCAAAUGCUGAAAAAACAACACCAAUUGUAGAACCAACGACUGCAGUGCCAAAAACAACGACUGCAGGACUGACAACGAGAACUGCUGAACCAUCAACAAUUGCUGGACCAAGAGCUUCAACUGCAGUACACACAACAAUUGUAAGAUCAUCAACAAGUGCAGUAUCAACACUGAUAGCUCCUGAACCAAACACAACAAUUGCUGGACCAAGAGCUACUACCACAGGACCCACAACUACAAUGGCAGGACCAGCAACAAUAAAUGUAGGGUCAACAACCGAAGGACCAACAACAAAAACAAAUAUUAGCUCCAAUGUUGGACCCACUUCUGCUAUAACAGCAAGAACAGCUGGAAGAACAAGCACAAUUGUUGUAACUUCUACAAAUUCCAUUUCUUCAGCUACAACUAGAAGGUCUACAACUAGCCAAGCGGGAAUCAUAUCUACAACUGAAGGAUCUACUGCUAUCAGAGUAGUGCCCACAUCUAUGUUGAGAACCACAUUUUCUACGACUACUAUAGUUGGACAAACAAGUCAUGCUAUAGCUCCCGCAACUACCUCUUCCUCAGUCACAACGACUGUAACAGAAACUACCAAGCCCUCAGAGCCUACCGAGCCCUCUAUAGAAAACGAAGGGACUAUUGCUUUGAGAUUCACCCUGAGACGUAUGUUUACAGAAGACUACUUAGAUCCAAGCUCGACACCCUAUCAGGAGCUGGCUGCUAAUGUUACAACAGAGGUUAACAAUGGCUUCAAACAUAGUUUUCCUGGAACAUAUUCCAAGAGUACAAUCAACUCUUUUUCUAAGGGAUCUGUCAUUGUGGACAUGACGCUGAUCUUCAACAAAGAAUCUGCUGUUCCUACUGAAAGCCGUGCAGUGCAGGUGUUGAAGGAUGCAACAAAAGAUCUAAUCACCUUCCUCGAUGUGGACACUACUACUAUUGUUGCAGGACCAACCUCAGUAGGACCAAUUACAAUAACUUCAGGACAAGCAACCACUGCCGGAACCACUUCUACUCAAGGGCAAAGUACAACUGUAGGACCAACAUCGAAUGACGCUACCACCUCAGGAGGACCAACUCUGAAAAUGACCAUCAGAACUGCUGUUUGUUUACCCAUCGUCUUUAUGUUCAUCAAAGGUCUGCUCUAAAAUAUGUAGAACCCUGAUAUAUACCAGUGUACCAAAAUGAAUAAACUUAAUCUAAUUGA
Gadus morhua (Atlantic cod) is the source of this 3761-nucleotide messenger RNA. Its product is annotated as mucin-5AC-like. Bases 82 to 3702 code for a protein of 1206 amino acids. Lineage: Eukaryota; Metazoa; Chordata; Actinopteri; Gadiformes; Gadidae. The record is from RefSeq and is a predicted model, not a curated record. The transcript has 10 exons.